AUGUCAGUCGAAGCAAAAACAUUCACGAACAAAUCUAAUGGCGAAACAUUCACAAAAGGCACUUAUAACGGUAUUGAAGUCUUACGUAGAGACAAGGAUGGUUACAUUAAUGCAACAAAUAUGUGUCAGCAGUUUAGGAAAGACUUUAGAAAGUUGUUGGAAAAUAAGUCCUGGGAAGAGUAUUAUAAGGCGUUUUGUGAAGAAUAUAGCAACCGCCGGAAUACAGACGGUUGGUUUUUAUACAAAAUUCAUGCAGGAAUUCCUGAUGAAAUCAAACAGGUUAGAGGAACGUAUGUAGACCCAAGACUUAUAAACUAUAUAGCAAUGUGGGCUUCUCCAAAAUAUUGCAUAGCAGUUGGAAAAAUUAUGGACUCCAUAGACAAGAAAGUUCAUGAGAAAUUAGAUGAAGAAGAACUUGAAGAUACAGUAGAGAAUGCAAAAUAUUUGUUUGAAGAAGAAGUUAGGAAAAUGCAUGAAAAACAAUUAGAACAUGAAC
Molecule: messenger RNA, 496 nt
Organism: Trichomonas vaginalis G3
Lineage: Eukaryota; Parabasalia; Trichomonadida; Trichomonadidae
Exons: 1
Molecular function (GO): DNA binding
Source: RefSeq, a predicted model, not a curated record